Molecule: messenger RNA, 2215 nt
Organism: Umbelopsis ramanniana AG
Lineage: Eukaryota; Fungi; Mucoromycota; Umbelopsidomycetes; Umbelopsidales; Umbelopsidaceae
Exons: 12
Coding region: 41-2143 (700 amino acids)
Cellular component (GO): nuclear inner membrane
Molecular function (GO): chromatin binding
Source: RefSeq, a predicted model, not a curated record
CUUUUUCUUUCCUGCAACUUUUUACGCGCUCAAAACCACAAUGACGGACGUACCUCCAGAUUUGUAUUACCUAAACGAGGGCUUUGAUCCUAGUCAUCUGAAAAUUGCAGAGCUCCGAGGAAUUCUGUUGAAGCACGAUGUGCCAUACACCCCAACGGCCAAAAAGCCUGAACUCGUUCAAUCAUUUAAGAAGAAUGUAGCUAGCAAGGCGGAUGAAAUUUUGAGUUUGCAUCGACAGCUCAAGCCCAAUGGUAAAGGAAUCGUCAACGUUAACACGGACAAAAAGGCGAAAGGCAGCACCAGCAAAGCUUCGAGCAAAAGUGCCCCUGUCGAUGAGGCAGAACGUGACGAUGAAGAAGAAGGAAAGGAUAGCGAUGGGGAGGAGUCAAUCAACGCGAAAGCAAGACGUGAAAAGCGCGCAGCCAAGUCUACCUCUGUGGAUGCAGAAGGUUUCGCUAUACCUGCUCAGCCUAGCAAAACUAAAUCUACAAGUAUUCGCAAGAAGCCAAAAACUACUGAGUGGACGGUGGGGUCAGGCUUGACGUCAGAAUCGGAGGUCGAUGCCAAACCUACUACCGCCAAAAGCUCUUCUAUUAGACGAAAGAAGGACAAACCCACCAAGGAUUCGGCUGGGGAUGGAUCUACUGACAAGAAACAUGUGGAGCCGGUUUUCUCUGAUGCAAAUCCAUUCCAAAGCGGUGCAGAAUCUGAUAUUUCUAUAACGCGAAAAAGUCGUAAGGCUCCGACAGCCGUUGCAUCAAAAGACAAGGUAGAAGGUUCAAGUCGAAGGAGCAGACGUGAAGCGCAACCAUCUGGCCAAUACUUCAACCCGCAAGACUCAUUUGCCUCUUCUGGAGGCGAGGAAGAGCACCAUGUAGAGCGUAAACAACCUAAAACGGUUCUUAAAACUAAACCAAAGACAAGCGCCUCCUCCUCAAAAGACGAAACAUCAGCAAAACCAAAAUCAGUGGCUACCACAUCCUCGUCGUCAAGUCGACCAGAGUAUGCAGUUGUUGUUAACAAGACCGCUAAGCAUCCCUUACAACAAAUCGUGACCUCCGCCAUUUCGAUUUUGUUAGGACUAUACUGCAUUUAUUGGUGUUUAGAGCGACACCGAAUUGGCUAUUGUGAUCUUUCACAGGAAAAUAGCGGAAAUGGCACACAAGUAGACUUAUUGGAUCUAGAUGUUAAUGGUACCACCAUUUGGGAUGCCGUCCGCCCAAGCUGUAUUCCCUGCCCUAAACAUGGUCACUGCACCAAAGGACGUCUGCUAGGAUGCGAUGACUUUUUUGUUAGAAUCCCAAGCAUGCUUAGUUUUGGAGGAUGGAUUCCAGUCGGUGAAAAGUGUGUUCCAGAUACUGUCAAGCAGCGACGGGCCUUCCGAGUGGAGAACCAAAUCAAGCACAUGCUCGCUGUGAAGAAGGGACAAUACAUCUGUGGCGAUAUCAAAGCGGAAAAAGGAGAGACUGAGGAGGAGGUUGCGUCUAUGAAGGUUGAGGAUGUAUGGACUGAGCUUCUAGCACGCAAACCUGACACCAUCAGCGAGCAACAAUUAGAGGAAUACUGGCGUCUGGCUAUGGCUUCCCUCAUGACGUACAGUGAAAGAGAAGUGAGCUUCCUCGACCGAGGUGAUGAAAAAUACAUGAUAUCUCGUCAGCCCAAACUCUCUUUAGGUUGCCGAGUACGCCUUCAAAUCAAAGAUGUAUUAUAUCGUUGGCGGUUUGAACUCGGAGGAUUACUGGCAGUUGUAGGUCUUAUUGGCUAUGGCAACUACCAAUAUCUCCAGCGAAGAAAAGACAUGAAGCUCGUGGCCGAGUUGGCCGGCGAGGCGUUCGUGAAGCUUCAAGACCAGGAGCGUAACCAUCAUAUUGAUCCUGUUUUAUUCCCUCAAGCAUGCUGCGCUAUUACUCAUCUUCGGGAUUUGAUAUUAGCUCAAGAGCCUUCAGUGGAGCGUAGACGUCAUCUAUGGAACCAUGUUCGUAAGAUUGUGGAAAGCAACUCCAACGUGCGAACUUUGUCAGCCGAAGUCCGUGGCGAGCCACAUCGAUGCUGGGAAUGGGUCGGCUACGGACAAACUGCCGAGCGGAUUCCCGUUGGAUCUGGAAUAGAGAUUCACUCUAGCGAGAUGAUGAAUACCAUCUAAUUCUUUUACGCUUGAUACUUUUUUUUUUUUCUAAAAGAGAAUAAACCUAAACUACCUUAUUAUUCUUUCCAA